AUGUCGACGGCGUCAGAGAGUACACGACAAGUAGAAGAUUUCACAGAAAUCAGCCAAACUUCUUCAUCUUCGGCUGAAAAAAUUACUGUUACUGAAUCCUCGCCGCGAGAAACAGAAAAAUCGGAUGUCGAGGCGUCUGCGGUAGAAAAUGCCAUUCCACCGACCGAAACCUUGAGCAAGCGGAGGAAGGUACUGGUGCUCUUUAUCGUUUGUCUGGCCCAGUUUUUCGACAUUUUCAAUGGGAAUGCGUCAAUUAUAUCGCUACCUGAGCUUGGUCGCGAUCUGGGAUUCGAACCAGGAGCACUGCAAUGGAUUCUAUCGGCUUACACGCUGACUUUCGCAUCGUUCAUGCUGAUAUCUGGGAGCGUCUCAGACAUUUUUCACCCCAAACCCGUUUUCUGCGCGGGAUUCGCGGUUGUUGGUCUUUUCGCGAUUCCCGUAGGAGCAAGUGUCCACCCAAUCAUGGCUAUCGUGUUCCGCGCCUUGCAAGGCAUCGGGGCCGCCAUGAACGUUCCGUCGUCCCUAGCGAUGAUACGAAUAGCUUACCAGGAUCCCGUCGAGCAGAACCACGCCUACGCUUGGUAUGCCUCAGCUGGUGCCAUCGGAAACGUCCUCGGCUUUAUCAUCGGUGGAGUGCUUACCGCUCGAACAACUUGGCGCUGGGUCCACUAUUUGAUCGCAAUCGCGGUCAUCCCCACAUCAAUACUAGCGUGGUUCAUCCUCCCGAAUCCGGUGCCUAAAACGGAUAAGCGGCGCGGCAUUGAUCUACCCGGGGUCUUAACGCUCACGGCCGGGCUUAUUCUCUUCGUCUACGCUAUAUCAGCUAGCUCUGACUCAGGAUGGGGAUCACCGCAAGUCAUCACGACGCUCGUCUUGUCUGUCGUAGUCAUGGGCGCGUUCUUUGGUGUCGAGAGAAUCGUGAAGGAACCGGCUCUCCCGCUGCAAACAUGGACGAAUAAGAAUUUCAUCCCGUUGUUUUUCUACGGCUGGACUGCGUAUUGGUGGCUCCUCGGCAUGGAACUGCAACUCGUAGACGUGUUCACUCAACUCUGGCAUGACUCAUCCCUGAUCGCCGCCGUGCGAUGUAUCCCUCUCGGUCCGUCAGGCGUGCUGUCCUGCUACCUCGCCGGGAAAUACGUCACCAGGGCGCCGCACACCCUCCUCAUCGGCGGUCCCACUCUCAUGGCUGUCGCGUCCAUUUUAUUUGCGCUCGGGGACACGCCCGAUAAGUACUGGUCCCACAUAUUCACGGGGCUGAUCAUCGGGCACAUGGGCAUGGGCGGCGUGUAUGUGGGGUGCACGACGAUGAUUAUGAGCGGGGCGAGGAAGGGUGAGGAGGGCGUCGUGGGGGCUGUCACGUAUACGGCGUACCAGAUGGGUGCGACGUUGGGUCUUGCUGUCGUUUCGUCUAUUACGCUCGGCGUGAACUCCGGACGCGCUCUGGACCCGAUAUCUCAACACGCUGGCUAUGCCGCGUCAUUCUGGUCGCUGCUAGGCGUCAACGGCUUCGCCAUGAUUGUAGCUAUCUUCUUUGUUCGACGCUAG
Pleurotus ostreatus (oyster mushroom) is the source of this 1545-nucleotide messenger RNA. RefSeq lists its product as uncharacterized. Gene Ontology annotation, molecular function: transmembrane transporter activity. The transcript has 7 exons. Lineage: Eukaryota; Fungi; Basidiomycota; Agaricomycetes; Agaricales; Pleurotaceae. The record is from RefSeq and is a predicted model, not a curated record. Gene Ontology annotation, biological process: transmembrane transport. Gene Ontology annotation, cellular component: membrane. The coding region runs from base 1 to 1545 and encodes 514 amino acids.